AUGUAUUCUAUUGAUAAUUACGGUAUUGAUUAUUUAAUUAGAAAAAAUAUAAAUCAAAUUGAAGGAAUAAACGGGAAAAUAAAAGCAUUAUAUGAAGAUUUUCAUGUACAUGAAAUAACUAAAAAUGAUGAAAUUCUUUACUUAAAUGAUCUUAUAGAUAAAAAUAGAAUUAAUAAAAUUCUAGAAGAAAAUGAAAAAAAUGAAGAAAGGAAUAUAUUGGAAAAUAUUAGUAAUACAGAUUUAAACCUUAAUUUAAUUUCAAAGUAUAUAAAUGAAUUCAAUCAGAAUAUUUUCAGACAAUUUUUACAGAUGUUAUAUGAAAUAUAUCAAUUAAAAAAUAAAAAGGAUCCAGAUGAUAUAAUUAAUAAUUCAAAGGAUAUUACUAUUCCUUACUGUUUUUUAACUGAUGUUGAUAACGUAACAAAAGAUGAAAAUUUUUCUCAAAAUGAAUUUUAUGAUAAAGGAGAACUUCAUGAUGUAGUGGAGAAAAAAAAUUUAAGAAAAAAUAUUCAUAAAGUUAUAAAGCAAUUUUAUCCAUUUUUAAUAACGGAGACUAAAAAUAUUACAAAAAUUGAAACUGUUAUAUCUCAUGGAAAUAUAUUAAAUGACAGUCUUCUAAAAAAUAAAUACAACGUGAAUUUUGAUUUUAAUAAUAAAUUUGGAAACACAACAAGCGCUAUUGAAGUUUAUCCAUCUUUAUAUUGUCUUAAAAUUAUUUUACCAGAUUAUAUAUAUAAAAAAUUAAAAAAAAAUUCUAAAAAAUAUCGUUUUUGUAGAAAUGACGAACUAGAAAAUAUUAAUAUCCAUCAAUUUAAUGAUAUAGAAAAAUUCAAAAAUUAUUCAAAAACACUGGAACGAAAUUCCGAGUUUCUAAAUUAUGAAAAUAGUAAUGAAAAACAAAAUGAAAUAAAUAAAACAAUAAGUAAAAUUGAGAGUGAUAAUAUUUUGAAAAAAAAAAGAAAAUUGAUAGAUAAUAAUUUGAAUGAUGAAAAAUUACUAAAUUUAAAAUAUCAUAGUUCUUCAAAUGAAUUAAAUAUACAAAUAUUAAACCAAGAUGAAACAAAUGAAAAGAAGAUAUAUAAUACUUAUGAGAAAAGUAAAAAUUUUAAUGAAUCUUAUAAUGAAACGUUUAUGAAUGAUGAGAUAAUAAAUAAUGAAACAAAUUAUGUAGAUAAUAAAUUAAAUAUUCGUAUAAAUGAUAAAAAAAACAAAUUUCAAGGAAAAGAUACUUACUUGUAUAGUUAUAAUACUUCACAUGAAUUGGAUAACAUGGAAGCUAUAGAAAAUAAUACAUACUUAGAUGAUUUAAAUGAAAUUAGAAAAAAAAAGAGAGAAUUAAAAAAUAAAAAGAAAUAUUUACACUUUAAUUUAUAUAAAGAAAAUAAAGAUAUAUGUGAAAUAUUAAAUAAAAUUAAAAUAAAUUUAAAAAAAAAAAACUCUGAUAUAUCUUACUGUGGAAUUAAAGACAAAAGAGGAAUAACAGUACAGAAAUUUUGUAUUUAUAAAAUAAAAAAAGAGGAUAUAUUCAAAUUAAUAAUCAAUAAAAGUAAGUGGUGCAAUAACGUAUACUUAUCAAAUUUGGAAUAUAAAAAUGAAAAAUUAUCUUUGGGAGAUUUAAAAGGGAAUUUUUUUAAGAUUUUAAUUAGAGGAGUAGAUAAUGAUGUACAAGAUAAAUGCAAAAUUCUUUCUAAAAACUUAAAAAAAUAUGGAUUUGUUAAUUAUUAUGGUUAUCAGAGAUUUGGGAGCAAAAAAAUAAAAAAUUAUGAAAUUGGGAUGUGUAUUUUAAAAAAAAAUUAUAAACAAGCUCUUUCUUUAAUCAUUGAAAAUUCAGAACUAGAUGAUGAAAGCAAAAACACUUUGAUUACAUAUUUAAAUACAAUAAAUGAAGAAAAUCAAAUAAAAAAGGAAAGAGAUGUGAGAAAAAAUGAAAAGGAUAAUAAAAAUGAGAAUGAAAUGAUUUACGAAAAUACAAAAUGUGAAGCAAAAAAUAAUGAAAUAUUUUACAAAAAUGAAAAUAAAAUUUUUAAUAAUAAAAGUAAAAACAACCAUAAAAAAAAAAAAAAUAAUAGUAUAAAACGUGAGGAUAGUAUUCCUGAAGACAUAGAACGUAUAAUUAACUCUAUUUCAAAUAAGUCAUACGUAGAAAAAAAGAUUUUAAAUUCAUUAAAAAACAGUACGAAUUUUAAAAAUGCAUUUAUGAAUAUACCUAAAGAUAUUUUUUCUUUAUUUAUACAUGCAACACAAAGUUUAAUUUUUAACAUUUUGGCUAAUAUUAGAAUGAAAAAAUAUGGGUUUCAAAUUGCAAUAGGUGAUUUAGUUGAAAUAAAUAAUUCAGAAAUUUUAAGUAGUGAUGAUUCAAAUAUAGACAAGUGUUCCAAAAAUAAGGAUAUAUGUAAAAAUAUUGUUGUAGUGACUCAAGAAAAUAUUUUAUUAUAUGAUAUUUAUGAUGUCGUUUUGCCUUUACCAGGAGAUCAAAGUAUGAUGCUCCCCAUUAAUUUAAUUGAUGAAUAUAAUGAAGUUUUGCAGAAUUUUAAUUUAUCACUAAAUGACUUCAAAUCAGAAAAAAAUUUUUUUAAUGCUUCAGGUUGCUUUAGAAAAAUUGUUGUUAAACCAUAUAACGUCAAGUUAGUUUUUAUAAAAAACAAUAUUGACAAUUCAAAUAAAAUUCCAGUAAUUAAAAGUGAUUUAUAUAAAUUACUUAAUGAGAAAAAAGAAAGUGAAAAAGAAAGACUACAAGAAGAGGAGAAUGAUGCCACUAAUAAAGAUAAUGAAAAAAUUUGUGAGAAUUAUAUAAAAAAAAGUGAUGAGCCUGCUAUCAAUGAAAGUAACUUUUUAAAUACAGAAAAAGAAAUUGAAGAAAAUAUUAUUUUUAUUUCCAACAAUUUCUAUCAUGAACAUUUAGUCAAAGAAAUACCAAAUUAUCAAUUGAAAUCAUCCAUUUUCUUAACUUGUUCUUUACCAAAGUCCUCAUAUAUAACAGUUGCACUUAAAGAAGUUCUAAAUCUUUAA
This is a messenger RNA of Plasmodium relictum, 3009 nucleotides long. RefSeq names its product U2 snRNA/tRNA pseudouridine synthase, putative. Gene Ontology annotation, biological process: pseudouridine synthesis. The transcript has a single exon. NCBI's taxonomy places the organism in Eukaryota, Apicomplexa, Aconoidasida, Haemosporida, Plasmodiidae. Gene Ontology annotation, cellular component: nucleus. The coding region runs from base 1 to 3009 and encodes 1002 amino acids. The record is from RefSeq and is a predicted model, not a curated record. Gene Ontology annotation, molecular function: pseudouridine synthase activity; RNA binding.